This is a messenger RNA of Phodopus roborovskii (desert hamster), 1737 nucleotides long. It is a transcript of the gene Mutyh, whose product is annotated as mutY DNA glycosylase. The transcript has 16 exons. Gene Ontology annotation, biological process: base-excision repair; mismatch repair. The record is from RefSeq and is a predicted model, not a curated record. Gene Ontology annotation, cellular component: nucleus. NCBI's taxonomy places the organism in Eukaryota, Metazoa, Chordata, Mammalia, Rodentia, Cricetidae. Gene Ontology annotation, molecular function: adenine/guanine mispair binding; purine-specific mismatch base pair DNA N-glycosylase activity; 8-oxo-7,8-dihydroguanine DNA N-glycosylase activity. The coding region runs from base 128 to 1684 and encodes 518 amino acids.
UCCCGAGUGCGGAGAGAGGACCUUGCGCGCGCUGAGUGUCUAUUGGCUGAGCGUCCGGACUGAGCGAAGCCACGCCCCUUGGCGAUUUCUCUGGGGCUGCGGGCUGGAGACUGCGCACGAGAUUAUCAUGAAGAAGCUACGAAGAUCCAUUAGGAGUCACAGAAAGCAGUCAGUCAACCUCGAGAGAAGGGGAAAAUGUGCCCUUAGCAGCAGCCAGGCCAAGCCUUCUGCCCCUGCUGGCCAGGCCAAGCAGAAGGGAGAGGAGUUACUGCAUGCCUCUGUCUCCCCGUACCAUCUCUUCAGAGAUACAGCCAAUGUCGAGACUUUCCGGAGGAACUUGCUCAGCUGGUACGACCAAGAGAAGCGGGACCUACCUUGGAGAAGAUGGGUAGAGGAGGAGGCCGACUUGGACAGGCGGGCCUAUGCUGUAUGGGUGUCAGAGGUUAUGCUGCAGCAGACCCAAGUUGCCACGGUGAUCGACUAUUAUAACCGAUGGAUGCAGAAGUGGCCAACACUUCAGGACCUGGCCAGUGCUUCCCUGGAGGAGGUGAACCAGCUCUGGUCUGGCCUCGGCUACUAUUCUCGAGGCCGUCGGCUGCAAGAGGGAGCUAGGAAGGUGGUGGAAGAGCUAGGAGGUCAUGUGCCACGUACAGCAGAGACCCUACAGCAGCUCCUGCCUGGUGUGGGGCGGUACACAGCUGGAGCCAUUGCUUCCAUUGCCUUUGGCCAGGUAACUGGUGUGGUAGAUGGGAAUGUCGUACGGGUACUGUGCCGUGUCCGCGCCAUUGGUGCCGAUCCCAGCAGCACCUUUGUCUCUCAUCAUCUCUGGAGCCUAGCCCAUCAGCUAGUAGAUCCAGCCCGGCCUGGGGACUUCAAUCAAGCAGCCAUGGAGCUGGGGGCCACAGUGUGUACCCCGCAGCACCCUCUCUGCAGCCAGUGCCCUGUGCAGAGCCUGUGCCAGGCGUACCAGCAGAUGGAGUGUAAGCAGCUCUCAGCGUUGCCAGGCAGUCCUGAAGUAGAAGAGUGUGCUCUCAAGACUAGACACUGCCAGCUUUGCCUACCUCCCACAAAAUCCUGGGACCCCACGCUGGGAGUGGCCAACUUUCCUCAAAAGGCCAGCCGCAGGCCUCCCAGGGAGGAGUACUCUGCCACUUGUGUUCUGGAGCAGCCCAGAGCCACUGGGAGUCCCCUCAUCCUGCUGGUGCAAAGGCCUAACUCAGGUCUGCUGGCAGGAUUGUGGGAGUUUCCAUCUGUUGCCUUGGAGCCCUCAGAACAGCAGCCGCACAAAGCCCUCCUGCAGGAGCUGCAGAGCUGGUCCGGACCCCUCCCAGCUACACGUCCCCGUCACCUGGGGGAGGUGACCCAUGUCUUCUCUCACAUCAAACUGACGUAUCAAGUGUAUAGUCUGGUGCUAGAAGGGCAGACCCCAGUGACCCCCGCCCCUCCUGGUGCUCGAUGGUUGACUUGGGAGGAGUUCCACACUGCAGCUGUCUCCACUGCCAUGAAAAAGGUGUUCCGCAUGUAUGAAGACCAUCGGCGAGGGACCUGCAAGGGUUCUAAAAGUAAAAGAUCCCGGGUGUCUACUCCAUCAAGCCGGAAAAAACCCAGCCGGGGCCAGCAAAUCCUGGAUAGUUUCUUUCAACCUCAUAUUCCCACGGACAUACCCAACAGUGUGGCCCAGUGACAGCCCUGUGAAGCCUACCCCAAUUCCAGUCUAAUAAAAUGCUUAUUUUUGUA